Solanum tuberosum (potato) is the source of this 2518-nucleotide messenger RNA. Its product is annotated as CLP protease regulatory subunit CLPX1, mitochondrial-like. Gene Ontology annotation, biological process: protein folding. Gene Ontology annotation, cellular component: mitochondrial matrix. The record is from RefSeq and is a predicted model, not a curated record. Gene Ontology annotation, molecular function: ATP hydrolysis activity; ATP-dependent protein folding chaperone; ATP binding. Bases 225 to 2279 code for a protein of 684 amino acids. NCBI's taxonomy places the organism in Eukaryota, Viridiplantae, Streptophyta, Magnoliopsida, Solanales, Solanaceae. The transcript has 15 exons.
UAAUUUUUUCUUAUUCCUACAAAAAGCUCUCACCUUUAUCUUCUUCCUUUUUUUCAGUUAUACUAACAAAAAAAAACAAAACAAAAACAUACCACCCUGUACUCAUCAUAAUAAUAUACUAAUCUUCUUCACAGAUCCCAAUUCCAAAUCCUUUAAUUUAUGGUAUUUGAUUUGAUUAUAUUGUUCGGAUUAACUACGAAGAAGAAGAAGAAGGAGUAUUGAGGAUGUCUGGGUUAUGGAGAUGGAGAAAUGUAAAAUAUACUGCAUUUAGGAAUAUGAUUUUUCGAAACCAGCAACAACAGCAGCAGCAUCGGAAUUUGCAGCAUCGAAAUUUGCAGUAUCGGAAUUUGGUGAAUUGGUUACAUGUGAAGCGGAGAGAGACUAUAAUUGGGGUGCAAGAAAGGUAUAAAUGGGACCGUGGUGGUGGUGGUGGUUCUUCCGAUGAGUAUAGAACUGCUCCGAGAAGGAUUAGGGCGGAAGCUUAUUGUCCUCGUUGUUCUAAGCAUAUGGAUCUUCUUUUCUCUAAUCGAAAUCAUCAACUCAUUCCUCCUCCUCCUUCUAAUGAUGAUGAUGAUAACAGUAAUAGUAGUAAUAGUAAUAAUAAUAGUACUGAUUCGAAAGGUGAAGCAGGUUCAGGUCCUUAUCAGGCUGUGAAUCUUUGCCCUAAUUGUAAAACGGCUUAUUAUUUUAGACCGUAUAAGAUGGCGCCACUUCAAGGUAGUUUUUUUGAGAUUGGAAGGAUGAAAGGGAAUGGGAAUGGUAAGAGAGUGAAUAAUGAUGAAGAUAAUGGGAAGAGACAGAAGCCGUCUUUUUGGGAGUCGUUGAAAUCGUAUGGUGGUGAGCCUCCUGAAAAUUGGACACCACCUGGUAAUGGGCUGGCUGUGCAUACACCUCCAGGUCCACCAUUUGCUCCUGGACUUAAUCUGAUACGGGCUAAUGGAACUGAAGGGAAAAAUGGGGGUGGUAAAGAUGAGGGUAGUGAUGAGAAGAGUGGGUGGGGUGGGUCUAAUUUGGGGAAGAAUCUGCCAACACCAAAAGAGAUCUGUAAGGGACUUGAUACGUUUGUUAUAGGUCAAGAGCGUGCCAAGAAGGUGCUUUCGGUGGGUGUUUAUAAUCACUACAAAAGGAUUUACCAUGCUUCAUUGCAGAAAGGGUCUGGAGCAGAAUCGCCGAAGGACGAUAAUGAAGAAAAUGUGGAAUUGGAAAAAAGCAAUGUGCUUUUGAUGGGGCCUACCGGAUCAGGGAAAACACUACUUGCAAAAACGCUUGCACGUUUUGUGAAUGUGCCUUUUGUUAUUGCAGAUGCAACAACCUUAACGCAGGCUGGAUACGUUGGUGAAGAUGUCGAAUCCAUAUUGUACAAGUUACUUUCGGUUGCUGAAUUUAAUGUGCAAGCAGCACAACAAGGGAUGAUCUACAUUGAUGAAGUUGAUAAGAUAACAAAAAAGGCCGAGAGUUUAAACGUUAGCAGAGAUGUUUCUGGGGAAGGAGUUCAGCAGGCACUACUGAAAAUGCUAGAAGGAACUAUCGUGAGUGUACCUGAAAAGGGGGCAAGGAAGCAUCCUCGUGGUGAGAAUAUUCAGAUAGAUACAAAAGACAUUCUUUUCAUCUGUGGUGGCGCAUUCAUUGAUUUGGAGAAGACUAUUUCCGAGAGACGACAGGAUUCUUCUAUCGGUUUUGGAGCUCCAGUUCGUGCUAACAUGAGAACUGGGGGAAUAACAAAUGCAACUAUAACAUCAUCCUUGCUAGAAUCUGCAGAAAGUAGUGAUUUUAUUACAUACGGCCUCAUACCAGAGUUUAUUGGGCGUUUUCCUAUAUUAGUUAGUUUAUCUGCGCUGACUGAGGACCAGCUUGUUCAGGUCCUCACUGAACCCAAAAAUGCUCUUUGCAAACAAUAUAAAAAGCUAUUUAGCAUGAACAAUACUAAGCUACAUUUUACGGAGGGAGCCUUAAGGUUGAUUGCCAAGAAAGCAAUGGUCAAAAAUACUGGUGCUAGGGGAUUGAGAGCCUUGCUUGAAAGCAUCUUAACUGAUGCUAUGUAUGAGAUUCCUGAUGUCAAAUAUGGAGAUGAUAGAGUAGAUGCUAUUGUGGUUGAUGAAGAGUCGGUAGGUGCAGUAAAUGCACGUGGAUGUGGUGGGAAAGUACUUCGGGGAGAUGGUGCUCUGCAACGGUAUCUUGCUCAAGCAGACUUGGUAGAUCAAAGAGAAAAUGAUGGUGCAGCCGAAACUGAGGUGCAGGAGGGUGAGUCUGAAGUCUCGUCGAGAGCAAUAAGCAUGUAAGAUUAUUAGAACCAGAGUAUUAGGAUUUCAUACAUGGUUAAAAUUCCAUUUGUUGUAAAAUGUAAAUUCAUAAUACAGGGUGUUGAUCCCCUUGUAAAACAACAUAGCAAUCUGCUUCCAGCAAAGUCAUAGAAAAUAGAAUACGGUAUACGAGGAAAAUGUAACCAUUCUAAUUUAUAGGCAGCAGGCAGCAAGCUGUGUACCGAUUCUUUGCAAUGAGAAAACUUUGAUUCUUCAUA